Ilex paraguariensis (yerba mate) is the source of this 903-nucleotide messenger RNA. NCBI's taxonomy places the organism in Eukaryota, Viridiplantae, Streptophyta, Magnoliopsida, Aquifoliales, Aquifoliaceae. The record is from the annotation of a GenBank genome assembly.
CACAAAACUGGGACUUAGGGUUGCAAAAAUCGCCACCAUCAAAACCCUCUCCCUGUCUACUAAGCUAUCUCUGUACAUCUGCAAACAUAUACAGGUUGAAUGGCGAAGGAAGAUGAGAACCCAACAACUCCAGUGGCGUCAAAGCCGAGUCCCAGUCCAAGUCCCAAAGACCAAUUUCCUUCUCAAACCAGUUCGUCCCACCCUAACAACAACAACAACAACAACAACAACAACAACAACAAUGACAACAAUUCUCCGCCAUUGAAGGAGCCGUUAAACUCCAAAGAGUUCCUGGUAUCGGUGGCCUCGACGAUCGCCUCUCAGCCUCUUCAAAACUCUGAUCCUGACGUCUGGGGUGUCCUCACCGCUAUCUCCACCAAGGCCCGUAAGCGCCACCAGGGUAUAAAUAUGCUUUUGAGUUCAGAUGAACACUGCAUUGGCCGACUAGUAGAAGAUGGUCGUUUCCAGAUUGUAUCACCUGCAAUUAGUGCAUGUCAUUGCAAAAUUUAUAGGAAGAGGGUUGCUAAUGAAGAUGUGGGGCAUCCUUCCAACUUCUACACUUCCAUUUUCUUGAAAGAUACUAGCACAAAUGGAACAUUUCUCAACUGGGAAAAGUUGACUAAAAGUAGCUCUGAAGCUAAACUCCAUCAUGGUGACAUUAUAUCAUUUGCAGCUCCUCCUCAACAUGGUAAAAAUGAGAUCAAAGACUUGAAAGCAUCAAUUUCAAAAUCUUACCUUGAUCAACAGGAAGAGUUGCGCCAGUUGUUAGAUGCCAAACAGAAGGAACUAGCGGAGGUUAAUAGAAUAUCCGCUGAACAAAAACAUGCUAUGGAGAAUCUUACUGAAAGACUUGGUGCUUCUAUGCUGUCAUGUACUGAAGCAAAUGAAGUCAUAAAUAGGUGA